This is a messenger RNA of Naegleria fowleri, 1563 nucleotides long. RefSeq lists its product as uncharacterized. The record is from RefSeq and is a predicted model, not a curated record. Lineage: Eukaryota; Heterolobosea; Eutetramitea; Acrasida; Naegleriidae. The transcript has a single exon. Bases 1 to 1563 code for a protein of 520 amino acids.
AUGGUGAUUAAAACACCCAAAAUUGUGGCCACUCCAUCAAAUCCUGUUGCCAAAUUGGUCACUGGUGACUCGUGUAGUUUUACCAUAGAACAUUCUAUUGCCACCAGUGUAGAAAAACUUUAUCUCUAUGGAAAUUGUACCAACACACUUGCAUUAUCGGGAUCUUCUCCAAAUUCAAAUUUCAUUUCAUUUCCUUAUUCGGCACUUUAUCAAGACAUGUAUGUGGGAAGUGUCACUAAUUUUUUGGAUCUCUCCAUUCAUAUGGGAGCUCAUGUAAUGGCUGUUAGUUCAGAUGGCACUGCAUUUUCAUGGGGUAAAAACGAUCAUUACCAAUUAGGAAAUAAUAAUUUUUAUAACAACAUCAAUUCGAAUAAUUUAACAUUAUAUUCAAGUGCCUUGGGAUUUUCAGUUUCACAAGUGGCUACUGGAUUCGACCAUUCUGUUAUUUUACUUUCAGAUGGCAUGACUCUCUAUGGAGUGGGUGGAAAUGCAGAAGGACAAUUAAGUGGCAUGUUUUCCUUUCAAGGAAAUAAUUUUGAUGUUCAAAUUUUAAGACUAUUGAAUGUGAGCUCAGUUGUGAAUUCAUCAAGAAAUGAAUACAUUACACAAGUGGUUGCUGGACAUCGAACCACAUUUGUUUUAACCAAUUAUGGAAGAGUUUUUGGAAGUGGAGACAAUAAGAAGUGUCAAAUUUCAUCGAAUUCAAGUGUGAGCAAUUAUUGGGAUUUUGAACAAUUGAAAGGAGGAGUGAUGGACAGAAAACGAAUUCGAAAAAUUGUUCUUGGAACUCUUUUGAUUUUAUUGGCCGAUGAUUUUACCAUCAUGAUGUUCAAUCAAACGAGUUCUCUUAUUUCAUUACCAAAUUCGGAAUUAAUUAUGGAUGCCUUUUCAAGUGAAAGUAAUACUUACUUCUUGACUCAAUCUGGAAAUAUUUAUGGAAUGGGAUCCAAUCUAUAUUUUGAACUUUCUAUCAAGUACAACGUGUCACAAAUUUUACAACCUGUGCUUGUAUUCACAAAAUCCGAUUUGGGAGGAAUGCCAUAUCUGGGAUCAUGUGGAAAUCAUUUUGCUUCUGUUGCAGUCGCAUUGGAAUGGUCCUGUAAUGGAGUUUCAGCCUCUGCUUCCAAUGUCUGUUCAGGAAAUGGUUUAUGUCUCUCUCAAGAUCAAUGUCUCUGUAAGCCAAAUAUUUUUGGUCAAAAUUGUGAAAUUGUGAAAUGCAAUGGUGUCUUGUCCAAUACCACAAGUGUUUGUUCAGGAAAUGGAAUUUGUAAUGUCAAUGGCACAUGUUCGUGUUAUUCACGAUAUUCUGGAGUGAAUUGUGAAAUUUUCACAUGUUUUGGAAAGAUGAAUAAUGACACUCUAAAUGUGUGUAAUGGAAGAGGAAAUUGUGUGGCACCUGACACUUGUCAAUGUAAUCCAGUAUUGGGUUUUUAUGGCAGUGAGUGUCAAUACAAGUCAUGCUUUGAUGCCAUUUCGAAAGAAGAAUUAUUGCCUUCUUCGAAACGAAGAUCCUCCAUGAAAACUCAAUUUUGUACGAACAUCAACAAAUUGCUCCUGUCAUAA